Messenger RNA from Nicotiana tabacum (common tobacco), 810 nucleotides. NCBI's taxonomy places the organism in Eukaryota, Viridiplantae, Streptophyta, Magnoliopsida, Solanales, Solanaceae. The record is from RefSeq and is a predicted model, not a curated record.
AAGAACAACAAACGUAGGAGAAAAAAAAAUGGUAUUCCAGAAAGAGCACCUUGAUCUAUAUUUGGUGCCUAGUGGAUUGCUCAUCAUGUUUGCUUAUCAUCUCUUUCUUCUCCAGAGAUGCGUUAAAAAUCCUCAUACAACAGUCAUUGGCUUUGAGAACAAUGAUAAAAUAGCUUGGGUUCAAAAAAUCAUGCAGACUGAAAAUCAGGAUGUUACAACCGCAUUAGAUGUUCUAGCAUCAAACAACUCAGGAGCAACAUUCUUGGCAACUCUCUGUUUAACUCUGAGCUCUCUCAUUGGAACAUGGAUGGCAAAUAGUUCAACUUUAUUUAGGAGUGAAUUAAUAUAUGGUGAUACAAGGCCAGUCACCAUCUUCAUUAAGUACAUAAGCCUUAUUAUAUUUUUCUUGGUGGCAUUUUCUUGCUUUGUUCAAUCAUCAAGAUGUUUUAUCCAUGCAAAUUACCUAAUUAGUAUACCAAAUAGUGAAGUUCCUGCGAGCUAUGUGGAAUUGGCUGUGAUAAGAGGAGGUGAUUUUUGGUCUAUUGGGCUUAGAGCUCUAUAUUUUGCCAUCACUUUAUUGCUAUGGUUUUUUGGUCCAAUUCCAAUGUUUGUUACUUCAAUUGGGAUGGUUUUUCUUCUUUAUUAUCUUGACACCAACAAGAGUCCAUUGCUGCAACAUUAUCAUUCUUCCACCAACCACCCGCCGCUCAAAAGCUUAGAGGAAAUGCUAUAAUUUCUUGAUAGUUAUACAAAAUUUGAUCAUCAGUUAAAAUUUAAAUUUUGGAAGUUUGAGAUGUAAUAUCAGCAAGA